AAGAUGGCGACCCCCGUGUUUGUUUUGAGUAUACUCGAGUGAACUUCGUGAUAGAACCACGUGAAGGGAGCGCAGCUACCGGUCAAAAGACAAUAAAAACCACGCUGGGACACAAUAUUCCCAUCUGGAACUAUUAAAGAGUCAAUUAGCCAAUUGUUGAAGACAGCUGAUGUCUAGAUUAGGUGUGGUGUUUGGCGGCUCCCGUGGUAUUGGGCGAGCAGUAGCCCAGCUGUUGGCACAAAGGGGGCAUCGAGUUGUGGUGAUCUCCCGGAACCAGGAAGCAGCACAGGCCACUGCGGACACACUUUCUGGAGCUGAACAUGUGGGUCUCGGUUGUGACAUUUCCAAAGAGCAAGAGGUACAGAGAGCGUUCGAUACCAUCACUAAAACCUGCGGUGCUGUGGGAUACCUUGUCAAUGCAGCAGGCAUUAACAGAGAUGCGUUAUUAAUGAGGUGUAAAUCUGAGGACAUGGUUUCUGUUCUUCACACCAACCUGCUUGGUUCAAUGCUUACCUGUAGGGCAGUGUUACGGAGCAUGCUCAGUAAUGGAGGUGCUAUUGUCAACAUAGGCUCAGUAGUGGGUGUGAAGGGAAACGCUGGUCAGAGUGUGUACAGCGCCAGUAAAGCUGGCCUUGAGGGCUUCACACGCUCUCUGGCUAAAGAGGUCGCUUCUCGAAACAUUCGAGUCAACUUGGUAGCUCCAGGACUCAUUCGGACCGACAUGACAGCAGGGCUGAAGGAAGAAGAGUAUGGAAAGAGGAUUCCACUGGGUCGCUUUGGUGAUCCGCAGGAAGUGGCACACGCUGUUCUAUUCCUCUUGGAGUCUCCCUACAUCACAGGACACGUCCUAUUGGUGGAUGGAGGACUACAACUGACCAUGUGAUUCCUGAUUCCGUUUAGUCCUGCCUGUAAGCCUCUGUUGAUGGGACUAGCUGUAUGGCACAUCUUUCUAGCGAGGAAGCGUUUCAGAAUUGCGUUCAUACAAAGGGAGGAUAUGAAGAACUUAAUUAGUCACAGUUGGAAUUCAAAUUACUGUCUGCCCUCCAGGAAAGUCUUUGUCAAUAUGAUCACAAUUGUCCAUAGCAUUUCAACGAUUCAGUCUGUUUCUGCUUUGUGGCUAUGCUGAAAAUAUAUAAAUUACAUGUGUUCAGUCAACUGUAUCUCCCCACAUGAUUUAAAUGUAUGUUUAAAAACAUGUGCUAACCGCGGUGCAUUCAGUACCAGCACUGCAGCAUCCAGCGAAAUCUAUCGCCAGCCUUCGGGCUACAGGCGUUAACAACCGAGAGGUCUGGAAUUUCUUUCAGAAAUAUUUCCUGUGUAGUGUCUUAUAAAGUCAGUUGUAGGUCAUUUUAGAGCAAACAUAUCUGAAAAGCAUGAGUGUGGCUGAAGGUUUUCAUUCCCAACCAAGCAGGAGACCAAGCAGGAGAAAUGAAAAACUGUAGUCACCUCUGACUGGAGCUUUAAGGAUAAGAUUGUACACCCUUGACUUAGAGAGAUUGUGCAUGCUCCAUGUCUCUGACUCCCUCACAAAAUAAACCUUAUCAAUCACUUUCAGUCAUAAUACACCUUCAUUUUUAACUGCAGUGUACACUGUACUGCCAAAAGUUUGUGGAAACCUGACCAUCACACCCAUAUGUUCUUGUUGAACAUCCAAUUCCAAAACUAUGGCUAUUAAUAUGGAGCUGGUCUUAUCUUUCCUGCUAUAACAGCUUCCACUCUUCUGGAAAGGCUUUCCACUAGAUUGCGUAAGUGAGAUCAUAUAGUGAUGUUGUGUGAGGAGGUCUGGGGGGCAGUCGGUGUUCCAGUUCAUCCCAAAGGUGUUCAGUGGGGUUGAGGUCAGGACUCUGUGCAGGACACUCGAGUUCUUCCACUCCAACCUUAACACACCAUGUCUUAAUGGAGCUCGCAUUGUGCACAGGGCAUCAUCAUGCUGGAACAGGUUUGGGCCUCUUAGUUCCAGUGAAGAGAAAUUGUAAUGUUAGAGCAUAUAAAGACAUUCAAUACAAUUGUGUGCUCCUAACUUUCUGUCACACCAUGGGUGUGCUGGUCGGGUGUGCACAUACUUUUGGUCAUAUUGUGUAGCAUCGAAACCAUCUGUGAAAGCUAUAUACUCAGUGUAAUAAUUGAAUCAUUCAUGUGCUGUAAUAUAUUACAUAUAUUCUUUAACUUAUUUUACGGUAUUCAGCACAGAGCUUGGAAAUGAUUCCCUCGACGUACGCUAAAUUAAAGUCUUCAGAACACUGUGAAGCCACAGAGAUAAAGCAGAGGUAGAAAAAAAAGAACUAGAACAUAGUUGCUUGCGGUGUAAUAGUAACUCUUAUGUUUUAUCCUCCCUUCCCAUGAGAGAAAUUCUGCUCACCCCCUCAUCACAGGCACACAGCUGAGUUGGAUUAAGAGUGGGGCUGCGGUUUAUUUUUAGCUCAUUGAGUGAUUUUCGGGGUUGGGGGGAGGUCGUUUUGUGGCUGUACACUCAUUGUGUCGAAGGAUGAGGUCAGAGGUCAGUGUGUGGAGGAUCUGAAUCGCAGAAUGAUGUCAUCUCUACUCUGCUUGCAGUCAUUGUGAUACCAUACACCCCAACAUAGACAUAUCAGGUCUUACAAGAAUGAGCCUGAAAUCAGCCAAUGCUCAUUUUUACAUAAAUAUAAUGAAACAAAACGAGCCAAAGAAGCAUGGAGAGCGUAAUGGUUCAUCCGGAUACACUUUAAAAUGGCCUAACUAAAGUGCUGCAAUAGGUUGUGUUCAUGAUAGGCAUCAGCGUGGAAUAUAACAAAAACUCUGUAGAUCAUCUUCCUUCCUGCAUAAUGUUUACCCGUGUCACCUGAAACCAAAGUCAGAACGUCCUGUUCAUAUGGAAAAAUAAACAUGUAGUAGAUUUUGACAGGCUCAUCGAAACUAGACAGAGAAAAAAAAAUCCCCUGGUCUUUUUCCAGUCAUCAAUCAGUCCAGUUUGGGUGAGUCUGGGCCCAUGAUAGCUUCAGAUUCAUGUUCUUGGCUGAUUGAAGUGAAACCUGAUGUGGUCUCCUGCUGUUGUAGCUCAUCCAACUCAAGGCUUGAUGUGUUGUGAGUUCUGAAAUGCAUUUCUGCUCAUCACGGUUGUAACGAGUGACUGAGUUACUAUAGACUUCCUGUCAGCUCAGACCAGUGUGGUCUUUCUCCUCUGAUCUCUCUCAAACAACAAGGAGGUGUUUCAGUCUGCAGACCCUCUGCUCACAGGAUGUUUUUCGCAUCAUUCUGUAUAAACCCUAGAGACUGUUGUGAGUGGAAAUUCCCAGUUUCUGAAAUACUCAAACCAGCUCACCUGGCACCAACAUCCAUCCCACAGUUAAAAGUCACAGAGAUCACACUUUUCUCCCCAUUCUGAUGUUUGAUGUGAACAUUAACUGAAGCUCUUGGCCUGUAUCUGCAUGAUGUUUUGCAUUGUGCUGCUGCCACGUGAUUGGCUGAUUAGAGAACUGCAUAAAUGUACAAGUGUUCCUAAUAAAGUGGACAGUGAGCGUAUGUGAUUACAGGAUUUCUCGUCUCAGUUAAACGGUUCAAAAUUACAAGCCGUCAUUCAUUAAUAAAUAAGAAAAUUGCAAAUUAAAGCAAAGUGCUGUGGUAUAAGAGGAAUAAAACAUGUCAGGGUGUGUUGUUACAGGAAAAUAAUCAACAAUCAACAACAAUAAUCAACAACGCGAAGCAGAAUUACCGUUGCUACCCUGGAGUUGAUUAUUUUCCAAUAAGCAGCACAAGUCUGAGUGUUUUAUUCCUUACUUAACAAAAAAAAAAAAAGGCACAUUUACCACAGGCCUAGUAUUUCCAGAGAUUUUUUAUUUAUUUAUUUAUAUUGUUCAUAAACCAAAACAGUCAGAACAUCAUUUCAUAUACAGGCAUGUCAGCUUGGAACUAAAACAAUAAAAUCUUUCAUCAGUCCUUAUGUAUGUAUUGUGUUGAGACAGAAAGAAGAUCAAAAGAAAAGGAAAAAAAAAAAACGAGAAAAAAAAAAGAACUUGAAAGGAGUUGAGUGAGUACAUAUGAAAAAGUCAUAUGUCUAGCUAUAUCUUUGCAAGCUUUACAUUUGUGCAAUCCAGCUACCCUUGACUCUAGUUGACUAAGAUGUUGUAACGUAAUACAAGUACCAGAGUUGAAUAUGUGUGUGUAUAUAUAUAUAUUUAUUUAUAUUAAUACGAAGGAAAAAAAGAUAAAUGUAAAUAAUUCAAAUGGUGGUAAAUAUAUCGAUAAAUAAAGACUGGGCAUAAAGCCAUGAGAAAAUAACUAAUAUAAUUUAAUGUCUGCAUCUGGCUAUAAAUACUCCACUUCACGGUUUUCCCUCUUCCUCAUAUGAAAAAGAACACAGUUGUGUGUAAGUGGUGAAUACGCUUCUGCCGCUGCUAUAACUUGCGCAUGUGUGUUUGUAUGAGCGGAAAAUAUCUUUAGCGUUAUAAUAUCCACUGCAUCAGUAUCACCGGUGUCACUAAUUUCUAUAAUGUAAAUGUUCUUUUUUUU
Messenger RNA from Ictalurus punctatus (channel catfish), 4485 nucleotides. It is a transcript of the gene cbr4, whose product is annotated as carbonyl reductase 4. Lineage: Eukaryota; Metazoa; Chordata; Actinopteri; Siluriformes; Ictaluridae. The record is from RefSeq and is a predicted model, not a curated record. Gene Ontology annotation, molecular function: oxidoreductase activity, acting on the CH-OH group of donors, NAD or NADP as acceptor; quinone binding. Gene Ontology annotation, biological process: fatty acid biosynthetic process. The transcript has 7 exons. Bases 170 to 883 code for a protein of 237 amino acids.